AGAUACAAUUGAUCAAUUAGCAAUUGAAUUAACUCAUAAUUUGGAUAAUAUAGUAAGAAAGAAUGAAAAACAUCUAAAAAGUAUAAAUCUUUCAAAUAGUAAAUGGAUUUUUAUAGAAAGUCUAAUUAAUUUGCUUACUUUAUUUGAAGAG
Funneliformis geosporum is the source of this 151-nucleotide messenger RNA. The record is from the annotation of a GenBank genome assembly. Lineage: Eukaryota; Fungi; Glomeromycota; Glomeromycetes; Glomerales; Glomeraceae.